Dinoponera quadriceps is the source of this 1847-nucleotide messenger RNA. It is a transcript of the gene Lop1, whose product is annotated as rhodopsin. The record is from RefSeq and is a predicted model, not a curated record. Gene Ontology annotation, cellular component: membrane. Lineage: Eukaryota; Metazoa; Arthropoda; Insecta; Hymenoptera; Formicidae. The transcript has 6 exons. The coding region runs from base 187 to 1323 and encodes 378 amino acids. Gene Ontology annotation, molecular function: G protein-coupled receptor activity. Gene Ontology annotation, biological process: phototransduction; visual perception; G protein-coupled receptor signaling pathway.
UGCGAUGCAUAUUUAAGCGCAACUCAUCGUCGCAAUCAGUCUGAGCCGCAUACAACAAAGUGGACCGAACAGGGAAUCCUCUUGCAGAAGUUCCACAGAAAAGAUCGCGAAAACCCACGGCAAUAACAAUUCGGUGUAUUUGGAUUAGUUCGUUCGUCACAACGAUUUUCUCCAAGUAGCACGAAGAUGUUAUCAGCCGGGCCAAGCCAUGCAGCCUACACAUGGGCAGCCCAAGGAGGAGGCGGCGGAUUUGGUAACCAGACGGUGGUGGACAAGGUGCCACCGGAGAUGCUGCAUAUGGUCGACUCCCAUUGGUACCAAUUCCCACCGAUGAAUCCGCUGUGGCACGGGCUGCUCGGUUUCGUAAUCGGCGUCCUCGGUGUAAUAUCCAUCAUUGGUAACGGCAUGGUUAUAUAUAUAUUUACCACUACCAAGAGCUUGCGUACUCCGAGCAACCUGCUCGUCGUCAAUCUCGCCAUUUCCGACUUCCUCAUGAUGGUGGCCAUGUCACCGGCUAUGGUGAUCAAUUGCUAUUACGAGACGUGGGUAUUAGGACCCUUCUUCUGUGAAAUGUACGGAUUGGCGGGCUCCCUGUUCGGAUGUGGCUCCAUUUGGACGAUGACGAUGAUCGCAUUCGACAGGUACAACGUAAUAGUCAAAGGCUUGUCCGCUAAGCCAAUGUCUGUCAACGGCGCCCUCCUUCGCAUAUUUGCUCUUUGGUUCUUUGCGUUGGCCUGGACGUUAGCCCCGUUGUUCGGCUGGAACCGCUACGUGCCCGAAGGUAAUAUGACCGCCUGCGGCACCGACUACCUGAACAAAGACAUGUUAUCCAGAUCGUACAUCCUGAUAUACAGCAUCUUUGUCUACUUUUUACCGCUGUUCCUCAUCAUCUACAGCUACUUCUUCAUCAUCCAGGCCGUCGCCGCUCAUGAGAAGAACAUGCGCGAGCAAGCGAAAAAGAUGAACGUCGCGUCUUUACGAUCGGCCGAGAACCAAAACACCAGCGCCGAAUGCAAACUGGCGAAGGUAGCUCUUAUGACCAUCUCUCUGUGGUUCAUGGCGUGGACUCCAUAUCUGGUCAUCAAUUACGCGGGCAUCUUCGAGACGACGAAAAUCAGCCCGCUCUUCACGAUCUGGGGCUCACUCUUCGCGAAAGCCAACGCCGUAUACAAUCCAAUCGUAUACGGUAUCAGCCAUCCCAAGUACCGGGCCGCUCUUUUCCAGAGGUUCCCGUCUCUGGCGUGUACCUCCGAAACGGCGCCCGGUGCGGACGCGACGUCUACGACCACCACGGUCACGGAGGGCGAAAAGUCUGCCGCAUAAAGCUACGAUGCAUUACGUACAUCUGUUUCUCAACGAUACAAUAAACUCGUUAGAUAAACGCCACCGUGACAUGUAGUAUCACAUUCUCGUCACAAAAGGAGAAUCACGGCAGUUGUAAAUAGUAUACGGCAAUGAAUAUCUCGCGCGAAAAGAAUCAUUACGGCGAAAGAACGCACGCAAUCAUGAUACUAUAUCACUGUGAGACAAACGCGCGUGAUUCACUGUGUAAUCCAAGCGGGGUCAUUUAACAGCAAAAAAAUUGGGGUUGCGUUCCAUCUGUUGAAUUACUGUCAAACAGUUCUAUGAAUCAUCGUACAAUUUCGCUGAACGUGAAUUCUCGGUGAUUCAUAACUUAAUUCGUGAAUUUUAUUUCUCGGAGACAACGUAAUACACUUGGAAAUAAAUGGAAUAAACAGAUUAUCGGGUACCUAUUACUAUGCAUGUUGUUGUAAACCAAGUUGACAGUAAUGUCGUAUUUAUGUAAUAAAUUUUUUAAAACUAAAUAAAUUCCGCAAGCAAUCAUA